Messenger RNA from Armigeres subalbatus, 1840 nucleotides. RefSeq names its product cytosol aminopeptidase-like. Gene Ontology annotation, molecular function: metalloaminopeptidase activity; manganese ion binding. The coding region runs from base 163 to 1785 and encodes 540 amino acids. Gene Ontology annotation, biological process: proteolysis. Gene Ontology annotation, cellular component: cytoplasm. The record is from RefSeq and is a predicted model, not a curated record. The transcript has 2 exons. Lineage: Eukaryota; Metazoa; Arthropoda; Insecta; Diptera; Culicidae.
GAAAAAUUUCUUCAUUUUCUCUUGAACGUCAGCUGGAAGAGCAUCGAAAUUUUCCAUUCACGGAAAUUUUGCCAUUCGAAGUUUCAAAAUUGGAAGCAGUUUUCUCAAGAAUUUUAAAUCUACUAUCCAAAAUUCACGAUUGCUGAAGCUAGCUAACCGAAAAUGAUUUUCUGGCGAUACUUGGUGAAACCUGUGGUAACGAAUCCUUUCGGAGGACUCGUGCGGCGUAACUAUGCCCAAGCCAUUCUUGACAAAUGUGCCAGUCCACCGUCCAAGGGUUUGAUCUUAGGAAUCUACGCCGACGAAGAGGAUGCAUUCGACACCGGAACUCUGACCCCGGCCGGAGCGAAAUACAACGAGGCUCAAACCAACGGACGCUUGUUGGAGCUGGUCCGUCUUGCUGGUCCGAUUCCGAAGCGAGGCGAUGUACGCAUUUUCUACGACCUGGAGCCAACAUUCAAAGCGGUUGCAGUGUGUGGGCUUGGAAGUGAUUGCCUGGGAUAUGAUUCGGCGGAGAAGCUGGACGAAUCCAAAGAAGCCAUCCGGAACGCCGUAGCCAGUGGUUGUCGCGAACUACAGAAGCUGGAGACGAAUUUCAUCUAUGUGGAAGAUAUGGGCCACGCCGAGUCGGCAGCCGAGGGAGCUCACUUGGGCGUCUGGAUUAACCAAGAGCUGAAGAAGCCCGCAAAGCGCAAGUUCGUUCCGCAUUGUCAGCUUCACGUGGACCGUGGAUUACCGUGCGAUGAGGAUGGAUGGAGAAUUGGGAUUGUGAAAGCGGAAGCGCAGAACUUGGCCCGACAGCUACAAGAGAUGCCAUCGAAUCUCAUGACGCCAACCACGUUUGCGCAAAAUGUUGUACAACUUUUGGCCAAUUCCGGUGUGAACGUAGAAGUUAAAGUUAAGAGUUGGGCGGAAGCUCAGGGAAUGACGUCGUUCUUAGCCAUAUCCAAGGGGUCCUGUCAGCCGCCAAUUUUCCUAGAGCUGAGCUAUUAUGGAACAAGUGGUAAGGAAAAGCCGAUUGUUCUGAUUGGCCAGGGUAAUACGUUUGAUAGCGGUGGCAUCUGUGCCAAAAAAUGCCACGCUCUUACGCACAUGCGUGGUGAUAUGUCAGGGGCAGCUUGCGUAGUGGCCACAUGCCGAGCCAUUGCAUCACUAAAGUUGCCAGUGAACAUUCGAGGUUUGAUUCCGCUUUGUGAGCAUAUGAUCGGUUGCAACGCAAUCAAGCCAGGAGAUGUUGUCCCGGUGAAGAAUGGUAAAAGCAUCGAGGUGAUUGAUGCCGAUCGAGAAGGCCCAAUGAUGCUGGUGGAUGCUCUGCUCUACGCUGAAAUCUUUGGACCUAAAUAUAUAGUAGAUGUGGCUACGUCGUCUGAGCACGUGAGCGAUUCCUUCGGACAGGUUUGUAGUGCAGUGUACACGAAUUCCGAGCAGCUCUGGCAGAGAAUCAAGAAUGCUGGUGUUCAUACGGGCGAUCGUCUCUGGAGACUUCCGUUGUGGGACUAUUUCACCAAGCAAGUAUGUUCUGCGGAACACGUGGAUGUGCAGAACGUGGGACGUGGGGUGGGAGGAGAAUCGUGCUGUCAAGCUGCUUUCCUUCGAGAAUUUUUGCCAUGCGGCCAGUGGAUGCACAUUGAUGCCCAUAACGUGAUGGUCACCAAAGGAAUCGAUUACCCUUAUUUGAGAGCGGGAAUGGCCGGUCGUCCCACACGAACAUUGAUAGAAUUUAUCGCCCAAGGUGUCUGCAAGCAAACUGAUUUGUGCGUACAGAAAACAGCAGAAAAGCAUUAGAAAGCUAUAAUAUAAUAUUUAUUUUUGGAUCAAUUGAAAUAAAAUCUGAAUCAAA